ACGUCAUGGGUUAUUUGCGGAAGUAGUCCGGGGCAUCAACAAACACGUCCGUGUUCUCGAAAGCGAAGAACACACUAUUGUUAAAAACUUCCCGGGACGCGGAAUACCCUUUUAAAGACAACUAUCGUGGCUGAGUUGACAAAGGUCGAGGGUUCCAAGCAAAGGAGUCUGAGACCAAGGUGCUGUCGGUCUGGGUACUCGGAAUUCCCGACUUCCGGGUCCGGCUUGAAGGCAGCACGCUGAUUGAAUGGAAGAAAGCAGGGGAGCUAAUCAGACUGAUGUGGACAAGACCAGACCUCCUGCAAGGGACUGCAGCACCCAGACCAUAAGCACAGGAGGGCAAGGUCAUGGUCUCAGGUUGUCAAAGAUAAACCUGUUCAGCUUGUUGAGUUUGUGGUUGGAGUUGUUCCCCCUGGAGCGACCUAAAGAAGAUGAUCAGAUCCGCAAUGUGGGUCUGGUGGUGGUGCAGGACACCAAAGUGAUGGGACUCCACUACUCUGGACAUGAGCUCCACCCGGGUCAAGCCGCCAUCAUCCAACAUGGCGCCCGUCUGGCCGACUGUCAGCUGUAUUUCUCCAGGCGACCCUGCGCCACCUGCCUGAAGAUGAUCAUCAACGCUGGAGUGAGUCAGAUCUCCUUCUGGCCUGGAGACCCUGAGGUCAGCAUGCUGAGCUGCAGCACCCACGGUUCUCCCACCCCAGAGGAGGCCAUGUUGGAUGCCAUGGCAACGGAGAAGCUGAAGUCCAACAGCCGCUCCCACAUAUGUUUGCUCCUCCAGCCUCUCGCUCCUGGCAUGGCGCAGUUUGUCAGCGAGACGUCCAGAGAGUGUGACUUCAUGGUGAGCGCCACCGACGACGAUGAUUUCAACCCGAACGCUCAAGAACUCUUCAGCAGGGAACAAGAAAGACACUUCCACGAUUUCUCCAAACACUUCCUGAUCGAGAGCGCCCAUCAGCACAGAGAGAUUUUGACCAUGAUGCAUCUGGAGAACUUCUGUGUGGAACCUUACUUCUCCAACCUGAGACGCAACAUGAGGGAGGUGGUGGAGGUUCUUGCCUCGGUGGCGGCCGGGGUGCCUCAGCGACACUGCAGCUUUCACCGGGAACCCCCAGCUGCUGAUGCAUCGUCAUCAACAUCGUCGUCAUCGUCGCUGGCCCCUUGCCAUGAGGGCGUGUCCCAAGAAAUUGCCCGUCAUUGCAUCAUUCAGGCCAGACUGUUGGCUUAUAGGACAGAGGACCCAAAGGUGGGCGUCGGCGCUGUAAUCUGGGCUCACAGACAGUCGGCUGUCUGUAACAGACCAGGUGGCCUGUCUCUAGUGGGCUGCGGCUACAAUGCUUACCCGGCGGGUUCGCAGUACGCCGAGUACCCGCUGAUGGACGACAAGCAGGAGGACAAACGGCGACGCAAGUACCGAUACAUUAUCCACGCGGAGCAGAACGCCCUCACCUUCAGGACCCGCGAUAUCUACCCAGAGGAAGCCGCCAUGUUGUUUGUGACAAAAUGUCCAUGUGACGAGUGCGUCCCUCUGAUCCGAGGCGCCGGCAUCACGCACAUCUACACCAACGACCACGACCGGGAUCGGGACAAAGGAGACAUUUCCUACCUGCGCUUCAGCAACCUGACGGGCAUCCAGAAGUUCAUAUGGCAAAGGAACCCAGUCACGUCUUCCUACGUCACCGCCAACGGCUGCCCAGGCAAGCGCAAGCGGUGGGAGGAGCAGGAGAAGCAAAGCAUCAAGAAGCUCCGCCACGACAGCGCGGCCGACAACUCGCCUCCUAUGAGCUGAGUAUCGCAUGUUGAACCUGAACGUCAUCUCGCAUCAGCACCGUUUUCUCUGGAGAUCCACAAACAUUUGAUGUUCUUCAUGCUGCUGUGGAGGAGAACUCACCAAACCACACCGACCUCAUCUUUACGAAGCAACUCACACAUAAAAAUCAUGUUUAAGUUAACUAUCGUACUGUCAGAGGUCUUCAACAGGGGAUCUCAAAGGGGUCCAUAUAGGUACUGCAAUUUUUGGUUGAUUACACUUUAUUUUAAAUAUAUUUUUAGAUUCACCAGGCAA
This is a messenger RNA of Nerophis ophidion (straightnose pipefish), 2062 nucleotides long. RefSeq names its product cytidine and dCMP deaminase domain containing 1 (gene cdadc1). Gene Ontology annotation, molecular function: zinc ion binding; hydrolase activity. Bases 248 to 1786 code for a protein of 512 amino acids. NCBI's taxonomy places the organism in Eukaryota, Metazoa, Chordata, Actinopteri, Syngnathiformes, Syngnathidae. The transcript has 12 exons. The record is from RefSeq and is a predicted model, not a curated record.